Messenger RNA from Erigeron canadensis, 873 nucleotides. RefSeq lists its product as uncharacterized. NCBI's taxonomy places the organism in Eukaryota, Viridiplantae, Streptophyta, Magnoliopsida, Asterales, Asteraceae. The record is from RefSeq and is a predicted model, not a curated record. The transcript is spliced from 2 exons. Bases 1 to 873 code for a protein of 290 amino acids.
AUGGCUUUCCCAAAACUGAGUCUUAAGCUUCUUGUUGACAAGAAAGGUGAAAGAGUGUUAUUUGCAGAAGCCUCUAAAGAUUUUGUGGAUUUCUUUUACCACAUUUUCUCUUUGCCUUUGGGUACUCUCAUCGAGCUCUUAGGAUCGAAAAACAUGGUGGGUUGUUUAGGAAAACUCAAAGAUAGCAUUGAAACCUUUAAUGGAAUCGACCUACAACAUGAUAUCCGUGAAGAUGACAUUUUUAAUCUCAAUUCAGCUUUUAAUGAAAAGAAUAAGUUAUUGUUGCCCUGUAAUGACAAACCUAUUAUCUCAAGUAAAAUGCUCUACGGGUGUAGUUCGUUUCAUAAUGACGAAAUGAACGUGCCUAUGUAUAUUGACCAAGAAGAAGACGACGACGAGUCUGAUGAAGCAUAUGACAAUGAUGCAAGUUGUGAGAAAUAUGUGACGGAUCAUCUGGAUGCUCUUUGUCCUUCUUGCAAUUCUUUGAUGAAUGCCCCUUUAAACUAUGUUGCUCCCUCAAAUAAAACUUGUACGAGUAUAAUUGAAGAUUGGAAAGAGAAGAAAAAGUCGUGGAAAGGGUAUGUGAAAGAGCCUGUAACGUAUAUGGUGUUGGAUGAUUUGGAAGUGAAAUCCAUGUCCUCUAUUUCAACCAUCUCUUUUAUCAAAGACAUUGGUGUUAAGGAUUUGAGUCAUUUAGAGGAAAAGAUAGUAACUUUUGAAAACGCUGAGGGCUGUUUGGGACUUCCAGGCCUUGUUACUGGGCUUAGGCUCUGGUUGGACUUUUUUACAUUUUUGAAGCUGUUGAAAGCUUCGUUGAUAACCGAUAAGGUGUUAACCACUGUAUUUCUACAAAACAAUCUUGCUUAUGAAUAG